This is a messenger RNA of Chilo suppressalis (striped riceborer), 1236 nucleotides long. Lineage: Eukaryota; Metazoa; Arthropoda; Insecta; Lepidoptera; Crambidae. The record is from the annotation of a GenBank genome assembly.
AUGGCGCGCGGUACCAGAAUGAUGCUCGUGGACGAUGAUGGUGAGCUGCUGAACGUGGACAACGCUGGCGAUGUCCGCGCCGAACAACAAAUAGCACUUCAGAGGAGUCAGGACGCCCAAUACGUACAUAAUGGUUCUGUAUCUACCCUUCACAGGUGUGAGACAAUCGAUGCUAAAAAGCUGUGCAUUUACGAUUUAGACUGUAAAAUCAAAAUAACCAAUGAAUAUGAUAUUGGGGGAACAUAUACUGGGGAAGAGCCAGAUUUGUGGUUUUACUUUACGACUUCUGUGUGUCCGGGAAACAAUUAUCUGUUAAAUUUGUUUGUGUGCCAUAGAAAAAUUGGCAACUUCUCAAUCGGCGUCAGCAAUUCGAACGAGUACAAAGUCAGAGACCGACCUGCAGAUAUAUCGGGCUGGACUAUACUACCUAGAACUCUCACGUGGUACACAUUCAAAAGUGCGGCGCCCAAUGAAAACUAUCAUAUCAAAACAUUUUGCUUCGCAGAGAAAGAUGUGACAUACUUUCACAAUAACAUAGUGUUUAUUCCUAUAUCGAUCGUUCUCAAUGCUAGUCAUUCGCUCAAUAGUGAUAUAAUAAAAUCUAUCAAACUAAAACACGACCACAGUAGUGUGUUAAAUAAACAGGAGCAUACUGAUUUUGUUUUGGAAUCGGCUACUACAAAUAAAUUUCCCACGCAUAGAAUAAUUCUAGCCGCUCACAGUCCGGUUUUGAGGAGUCUGAUUAAAGAUUCGAAAGUUACCUCCAUGUCGUUGGAUAUUAGCGACAGCGACAUGACUAUUCUUUUGGAAUUCUUGUACUCUGGCACUAUAAAUGAUAUAUUAAACCAAGAUUGUGACACUUUACUUAAACUCGCCGAUAAAUUUCAACUGAGUAAUUUGUUUUUGAUUGCGGAGCUCGUGACCGCAGAACAUAUCAAUGUAGAGAAUGCCGUGGAUAUUGCUCUUUUGGCACAAAGAUAUAAACUGCAGAAUCUGCGUCACAAAGUACUAAGUUUUAUUAAAAACAACCCUAAGGUAAUGCAAACUGAUGGUUGGGCGAAACUAAAGGACGUGAAUCUGAUUAAACAGCUGGUCGAGCACAUAUACAGCGGAUCCGUCGAAUGACCUCCCCGGUUCACUAACUGCAGGAUCACAUAAUGAGUUAUCACUUACGAGAACAAUUUUAUUGAAUAUAUACGAAAUUGGGCACAUGUGUUAAAAGGCUCACAUAUAAUG